AAUAAUAGAAGAUGGAUUCCUGCUCUACCAAAUUCUAUCAUGUACAUGGCUUUGACUCUAGAGAGAAUCUGGAAUCAUAUUUUUCUAACAAAGAAGAAAUGGUAUUUAAAGAUGAUUCACUUCAAUUUCCCAUGGAGAGUUUAUACCGUGCUUUCAAUGAGGGUCUCAUUAAGGGUGACCUUUUGAUUGACAUCAGUAGUGGAUCCUACGUUCAUCAUCUCUAUUCAGCCAGUGGAUGUUUUAAACAGGUCUGCGUACUGAGGUGCGCUGAUAAAUGCAUCAUGGAACUCAACCGAUGGAUUCACAAACGUACAGGAGCAUUUGAUUGGUCUCACAUAUUUUCACUUGUUAAAGACCUAGAAGGAAAAAGUGACCUGUUUCAGGGCGAAGAUAUUACGUUGAAGACAGCAAUUGCAAACAUCAUGAAAUGUGACUUUGAAAAAGAAAAUCUGACAGACCCGGAGGUGCUUCCACCUGCAGACUGUGUGAUCACUGUGUGGCUGCUGGAACUCAUCAGCAAAGACCAAGAUGUUUAUAGAAAGAAUUUCAGGAAAAUUGGGAAGUUAUUGAAACCUAAAGGAAACCUGAUAAUCAUUGCGAUGUUAAAUACAACUUAUUUAACAGUUGGGCAGGAUAAGAUUCAUGUGUUCAAACAUGAUGAGAACUUUGUCAAACAAGUUUUCACUGAAGAAGGGUUUAUUAUUGAUCACUGUGCAGUCAAGAAAAGAAAUGCAGUGAGUGACCUUUGUGAUUAUGGUGCAAUUUUAUAUAUUGCAGCUCACAAAGAGAAUUAAGGGCCUGGUUCUGAGUUGCAUGCUACGUUGAUGUUGGGUGGUGCAGCUGAGCAAUUUCUUUUCCCUGUGCAUGCAUCUAAAUUGAGCACAUGCAUCCUGAUUGUGGGUAUACAGGGCCACAGUAGUGAUUUUAGAUGCAUACAUGCAGAAGUAUAUAUAAAGCUUCUUUGUUAUCACAGCUCAGAGAUAAUUACAAACAAAGGAAACAUAACUGUAACAGAUCUUCCUAUAAAUUAUUAAAGUGUUAAACCUUACCAAAAAUAAUUCCAAUAUAUAACUGUAAAUUUGUUGACCUUAUUGAUGUUAAGACCUGGUUAACAUAAAGUAAUUAAUCAAUGUUUGCAGCUUACGCUUUGAUUAAAGAGCCUCAGAAUCA
This is a messenger RNA of Pseudophryne corroboree (corroboree frog), 1170 nucleotides long. RefSeq names its product nicotinamide N-methyltransferase-like. Gene Ontology annotation, cellular component: cytosol. The transcript is spliced from 3 exons. Lineage: Eukaryota; Metazoa; Chordata; Amphibia; Anura; Myobatrachidae. Gene Ontology annotation, molecular function: N-methyltransferase activity. The record is from RefSeq and is a predicted model, not a curated record. Bases 12 to 794 code for a protein of 260 amino acids.